This is a messenger RNA of Ricinus communis (castor bean), 2891 nucleotides long. Its product is annotated as FT-interacting protein 3. The record is from RefSeq and is a predicted model, not a curated record. The coding region runs from base 332 to 2656 and encodes 774 amino acids. NCBI's taxonomy places the organism in Eukaryota, Viridiplantae, Streptophyta, Magnoliopsida, Malpighiales, Euphorbiaceae. The transcript is spliced from 3 exons.
UUUCUCUCUCUUUCUCUUGCUUUCUCUGUGCACAGCUCUCUUCUCCUUCUCAUCUUCAUUUCUUGAUUUCCCUUCUUUUCUUUUAUUUGAAAAAAGAAAGAGAGAGAGAGAGAGAGAGAGAAAUAGAGGUUUCUUUUUUGAGGGUUCAAGCGUUUCAGAUCUGGGGAUUUGAAGCUAUCUCUAAUAGUAGAGUUCUUGGUAUUUUAAAAUCCUUUGAAUGCAAAACUUGAUCGUUUAACAAACAAAGCAGACAGACGGACAUUUCAAUAUCAACUUGAAAUAAUUUUGAGAGUUCGGGUGUUAUCUUUCAUUUUGAAAAGCACCCACAAAGAUGCAGAGGCCUCCACCUGAGGAAUUUGUAUUGAAGGAGACCAAUCCCCAUCUUGGAGGGGGAAAGGUUACUGGAGACAAGCUCACCACUACUUAUGACCUCGUUGAGCAGAUGCAGUAUCUCUAUGUCCGGGUUGUUAAGGCCAAGGACUUGCCUGGUAAAGAUGUUACAGGUAGCUGUGAUCCUUAUGUGGAAGUUAAGCUUGGCAAUUAUAAGGGUACCACUCGGCAUUUCGAGAAGAAAUCAAAUCCUGAGUGGAGCCAGGUGUUUGCAUUUUCAAAGGAUCGAAUUCAGGCUUCUGUUCUUGAGGUUACUGUGAAGGAUAAGGAUGUUGUGAAGGAUGAUUUCAUGGGUCGAGUUUUGUUUGACUUGAACGAGGUACCAAAACGUGUACCGCCUGAUAGUCCAUUAGCACCGCAAUGGUAUAGAUUGGAGGAUAGGAAAGGGGAUAAAGUUAAGGGGGAAUUGAUGUUAGCUGUAUGGAUGGGUACACAGGCGGAUGAAGCAUUUCCUGAAGCUUGGCAUUCUGAUGCAGCUUCUGUCAGUGGAAUGGAUAGUCUGGCCAAUAUUCGGUCAAAGGUAUAUCUCUCUCCAAAACUAUGGUAUUUGAGGGUCAAUGUCAUUGAAGCUCAAGACUUGCAACCAAAUGAUAAAGGUCGAUAUCCUGAAGUCUUUGUGAAGGCUAUCCUGGGAAAUCAAGCCUUGAGAACAAGAAUUUCUCUUAGCAGGAGUAUUAAUCCUUUGUGGAAUGAAGACCUUAUGUUUGUGGCUGCAGAACCAUUUGAGGAGCCUUUGAUUUUAAGUGUGGAAGAUAGAGUUGCACCUAACAAGGAAGAAGUAUUGGGGAGAUGUGCAAUUCCUUUGCAGUAUGUUGACAGAAGGCUUGACCACAGACCUGUUAAUACUAGGUGGUUUAAUCUGGAGAAACAUGUUAUUGUAGAAGGGGAAAAAAAGAAGGAAACUAAGUUUGCCAGCAGGAUUCACAUGAGAAUCUGUCUGGAGGGUGGCUAUCAUGUUCUGGAUGAAUCAACACACUACAGCAGCGAUCUUCGGCCUACAGCCAAACAGUUGUGGAAGCAAAGCAUAGGGGUGCUUGAAUUAGGUAUUCUCAGUGCACAAGGAUUGAUGCCCAUGAAGACAAAGGAUGGUCGGGGAACAACUGAUGCAUACUGUGUGGCGAAGUAUGGUCAGAAAUGGGUUCGGACACGAACUAUAAUUGAAAGUUUUACACCCAAGUGGAAUGAGCAAUAUACCUGGGAGGUUUUUGAUCCCUGCACUGUGAUAACCAUUGGGGUAUUUGAUAAUUGUCAUCUGCAUGGAGGGGACAAGUCUGGAGCAGCAAAAGAUUCGAGGAUCGGUAAGGUGAGAAUCCGUCUUUCCACUCUCGAAACUGACCGGGUUUACACACAUUCAUAUCCUCUUUUGGUUCUGCAUGGUAAUGGUGUUAAGAAGAUGGGAGAAAUUCAUUUAGCAGUUCGUUUCACAUGCUCAUCCUUGCUCAAUAUGAUGCACAUGUACUCGCAUCCUCUGUUGCCAAAGAUGCAUUAUCUUCAUCCACUCACAGUGAGCCAGCUUGAUAGUUUGAGACACCAGGCCACUCAAAUUGUGUCAAUGAGGUUGAGCAGAGCCGAGCCACCAUUAAGGAAGGAAGUUGUUGAAUACAUGCUAGAUGUGGGGUCUCACAUGUGGAGUAUGAGAAGAAGCAAAGCCAACUUCUUCAGAAUUAUGGGGGUUUUGAGCGGGCUAAUUGCAGUUGGCAAAUGGUUUGAUCAGAUAUGCAAUUGGAAGAACCCCAUCACUACAGUGCUCAUUCACAUAUUGUUUAUAAUACUAGUGCUCUACCCAGAGCUUAUCUUGCCUACAAUCUUUCUGUAUCUCUUCUUGAUUGGUGUUUGGUACUAUAGAUGGAGGCCAAGGCAUCCUCCUCACAUGGACACCCGUCUAUCACAUGCGGAGUCUGCACAUCCUGAUGAACUAGAUGAGGAGUUUGAUACCUUCCCAACUUCGCGACCUUCUGAUAUUGUAAGGAUGAGAUAUGAUCGAUUGAGAAGUAUUGCUGGAAGAAUUCAGACUGUGGUCGGAGAUUUAGCUACUCAAGGGGAGAGACUGCAAUCUUUGCUAAGCUGGCGAGACCCAAGGGCCACAGCUUUGUUUGUGAUUUUUUGUUUGGUAGCUGCCAUUGUUCUGUAUGUUACUCCUUUCCAAGUUGUGGCACUUCUUAGUGGAUUUUAUGUGUUGAGACAUCCAAGGUUCCGCCACAGGCUACCUUCAGUGCCACUCAAUUUCUUCCGACGGUUGCCAGCAAGAACUGAUUGUAUGUUGUGAGCAGAAAGUGGUCUUAUCUGGAACGCUGUUUUGUAUUUUUAUUUUUGCCUUCUUGUUGAGUCAGUGAACAAGAUGCAGAAAGGAAUGGAGCUUGUUUACUUUCUAUGUAUACCAGCGGAUGUUGGUUCUGGUAUGACGUGUAACCUUCCUCUGAAGGUAGUAGAUUUUGUGGAUUUUCAGGUUUUCUUUUUUCUUCUUUGAAGUUAUUUAAUAUAAUUUCUGUUUUAAGCUUCGA